This is a messenger RNA of Salvelinus namaycush (lake trout), 927 nucleotides long. Its product is annotated as transmembrane protease serine 6-like. Gene Ontology annotation, molecular function: serine-type endopeptidase activity. The transcript has 6 exons. The record is from RefSeq and is a predicted model, not a curated record. The coding region runs from base 42 to 800 and encodes 252 amino acids. NCBI's taxonomy places the organism in Eukaryota, Metazoa, Chordata, Actinopteri, Salmoniformes, Salmonidae. Gene Ontology annotation, biological process: proteolysis.
CAGUUGGUGCUGGUCGGAAGGCUUGGAGGAUUGUUGGGGGGAUGUUAGCAGAAGACAAGUGGGGCUGGCAGAGCAGUUUACACUGGAGAGGGAAACAUGUGUGCGGGGGAGCCAUCGUCACCCCACGUUGGAUCAUUACUGCAGCCCACUGCUUCAUCCAGUACAACAUGUUGAAGGAGUCAGAGUGGCAGGUGGUUGUGGACACGCUCAGUUUGACGGACACAUCUGCGGGCCAACGCUACAGAGCACUGCAGAUCCUCUAUCACCCCAGCUUCUCCAUAAACAACAACGACUAUGACCUGGGGCUACUGCGCACUGUGGCUGACAUAGACAUGGGAGGUGGGGUUCGACCAGUAUGUAUGCCCAGUCCUAGAGAGUCCUUCCUUCCUGGUGCCCCCUGUUGGGUCACUGGCUGGGGCUUCACUAAAGAAGGGGGCUCUGUAUCAUCUGAGCUACGACAGGCUCAGGUGCAAGUGAUAGCCCAGUCCACGUGUUCCCGCCCGAAUGUCUACGGCUCCUACCUCACUCCCAGGAUGCUUUGUGCUGGCACCAUGGAGGGAGGGGUGGACUCAUGCCAGGGAGACAGUGGAGGCCCACUGGUGUGUGAGACAGGGAAGGGGGACUGGAGGCUGGCUGGGAUAGUGAGCUGGGGAGAUGGCUGUGGUCGGCCCAACAAACCAGGAGUCUACACCAGAGUCACCCAGCUGCUUCCCUGGAUGUACAAAUACGUAGAGAUGGACACAUUUGAAGAAUCUGGAACCCCAACAACAAUGAAUUAUACCUCUGACAGCUUUUAUUAGCAGUAAUGCGACCACUUACAUUUAUGCAAAAUAUUAAAGUAUUAUGUAUUUUUGCUUGGCAUUCAAUAUUUGUAAUUUUAUUGAAAGCACAUUCUCAUUCAAACCAUUAUGGUUAAUUACUCAUAAU